AGUGAUCUUUAUAUAUGCUAGCUAGUGUCAUUGCAUUCUGCCUUAAUUUCCCUUUUCAGAGUGCUCAUGAUGCUGCCGAUUGGUGUCCCUGCAGUCCCGGAUACAAUGCGUGGAUUGCGCUAUGAGAAGCUAAAGCAUGGUGAUGAGACCACCAAGGUUGGGAGGCCUAGGAAGCGUUGGAUGAAGAAAAUGAAGGGAGCGAUUCGGCUAUCUCGUUCCAGAAAACUUAUUUUCAAGGCCUUUUCCAUGGUAGUGUCAGCAGGCAGGGUUGCAAGGGUGUAUGCUGACAUUAUAGAUCGAAUGAAGAUGGAUGGUUUCUGUCCCAACAUCAUCUUCUCCACUCAGUGGGGACUUCCUGUUUUAUCUCACCCCUCUCUUAAAUGUAGAAAGACUACAUUUUCGUAAUUUAAUUUGAAUGAUUCAAUUUAUUUAUGGCUGUACUGUGUUGACUGUAUCUUCAAUCUCUUUGGUUCUGUUUUAAUUUCUUUCGACUUAGUAAUCUUCUUUUUUACUACUAAUUAAGUUCAGUGAACCAA
Rubroshorea leprosula is the source of this 536-nucleotide messenger RNA. NCBI's taxonomy places the organism in Eukaryota, Viridiplantae, Streptophyta, Magnoliopsida, Malvales, Dipterocarpaceae. The record is from the annotation of a GenBank genome assembly.